AAAGGAAGAAGAAACGCCGAGGAGAGGAGAGGAGAGUAAAAGAAACGAAACGAAAAGAAAAGAAAAAAAAGGAGCGAUCGUAGUAACACCGGCGCGUCUCCUCUCGCGGCUUCGUGCUUGUCUCGGAAUUAGUGAGUAGACAGACAGAAUUAUGCCCGUGAGCAGGCCAGCUCCGCUCAGUUGAUACUUACUGCUCAGCCUGUGCACACGCAUGCCACGAACUUCUUUCCCCACUUACAUAUAUCGCGCCUUCCUGAUGCGAUUAGACUAGUCCGCGACCGCUGUCUGAUCACCGGACCAGACAUCAGUUUCUUCGACACUUGUUCGUACACGCGCGUCGUCGUCUCGUCAUUUACCUUCUGAUUUGCCAUCGUCGCUCGCUCGUCGCGGCUUCAGAAAAAACGCACUUUUAAUCGGGUAUCGUUAAGGGGGUUCAGUGCGAGACGUUCGACGCGAAGAAUGGAGAACUCGACCGACCGAUAACAGUGCGUCCGUGCAUACCAUUUUUGCUGUCGCUGAAUCUUGACAGAAAAACUGAUCGAUCGUGUGAUACUUUCCGGGAACAGACUCGAAGAAAAUCGAAGGUAACGUUCAUAGUUCGUUAGGAUGGGGUUCGUCGGGUUGGUCGCGUUCCUUUUAGCAGCUUCUCUCGUGAACAGUGGUUGGUGUCACCAUCACCAUCGCGGCGUCCACGUGGAUAACAGAAAGAAGGGGGAACAGGUGAAAAGGUACGACGAGAACGUAAUUUUGCCGGAAGGUGGACAAGACAGAACAAGUCUGAACUUUGAGAAUCCCAAAGGAUCGAUUCCCUUCAGCGAGAGGAGGUUGGAGAAGAUGCUGGAGAAAGCUAUCCUCAAGAUCAUAACCGGUGAUCUGAGCACGGGUGACAUGUUGCUAUUGAAAAGCUUGAACUACACCUUGGACGAGAUUCUAGAGAUCCGCGAGAGGGAACUGGGUAAAAAGAAGGAGGAGGAAUCGAGAAAGAAAGAAAGCGCGAAAUCUUGGGCGAAAGCGCACUACGGGGAUGGCGAGAAAAAGAGUAAAUACAAGGACAAGAAUUCCAUGGAUCGUUCAGCCUCGAAGAAGCUCGUUUUCGGAGAGACGAAACGCGAAGGUAAAAAGAAUCGUCACGCGGAUAAAUCCGUGUACAAAGACUUUGACUUCGAGGCGUACAAUCGACAAGCGAUCCUCGAUUACGAGAACUUGCCUUCUAACGUGGAAUUCCAGCCAUCCUGGUCAGAGGCGGCAUCCUUCGACUACGAAGAGACCACCAAAGCUUCCAAGGAACAGGAGGUCGCGAACAAUCUUCAUCGUGACUUCGACAAAGCGAUGGAACCUCACGUGGUCUUCAAGAUUCGCUACGACGAUUCCGAGUUCGAUUCUAGCUCCGGUUCCGACGAAACCGGUAAGAAUCGCUCGAAAACAUCCAAGCAUCGAGUUUCUUCCACGAUGAAGCACACCACUUCGAAGAACCACAGCGAUUCCUUUCAGACGUCAACACCGGCAACGUUAUCUUCUACUGUUACUGACGCUAACAGCCUGCCUGUGGUUUAUCAACUGAACAAUUUGAACAACGUCAAAGGUAACUAUCCCAACAACGUUUACUCGAGUACUACGUCAUCUUCGACGCCGGGCACCAGCAGCACGACGGAGAAGACCGUUCCCGAGGAAACUACGAAAAAAGUCCUCGAAGAAAAAACGAGUGUACCUGUUCAGACCAACGAUUCGCGAACCGAAGAAAAAGUGGUUGGAAACAAGAAGAUUAGCGAGUACGAGGGUCUCGAGUGGGUCGAAGAUGACGUUUACAGGGUAAUACCCGAAUUCGUGGACUCCCUCGAUUUCGAGAACACGGAGGGAAACGAAACGUCCGACUACGAGGAUUCCAGUCACGACUCCCGACCACGCUGGAACACGGAAGACAGCGAGAACGACACUGCGGAGUAUCAGAACGACGCGACUGAUUCUGUCAAACUGUUCAUGACCAACAGUAACGCGUCCAUCAAUAAUCUUCCUCUGGCUAAUCUGUCCACGUAUCUGCAAGCGGCUCUCGACUAUCGACGAGGAGGAAACCUAACUUCAAGUUUCGACAGCCAGGGUGAAAAGGCCAUCGAAGACAUUAAGUCGCGAGUUUUGGCAUUGACCGGAAGGUUUAACCUCACCAGCAAUACCAAUCAGGUUCAACGCCAAAGACUGACCAUGUUUUCGCCAACCUGUCAGAUACCACGGAAUACCGAUCAGGAUGCCUGGACGGAUCCGUUUUCCAUGAACAUGCACUUCCAGCUGAACCUGACUUCCGGUGACCACGUGGUUGCCGCCAAAUUGAGAAUAUACAAAUUGCCACAGGAGAACCUGACGUCUUCGACUGAAAGUACGUUGGACGAGGAAGAAGAAGAUGAAAAAAAGAUCAGGAUAUCGGUGUACUAUUACACCAAGUCUUUGAAGAGGCAUAGAUCGAAAAAACGUUUAAUGGAUUCUGUUGUAACACCACUUACCUCGAGGGGUACUCAUCUAGCGUUAGAUGUGAGGCAGGGUCUUCGGUUUUGGAGAUUGAAUCCAAGAAACUCGCACGGAAACGGAAGUAAUCAUGGCCUGGUAGUCCAAGUAGAGGACCAAGAUGGCCGACCGCUGAAGCCAGUUUUGUACAUUCAACAACCGUCCUGCGCCGACCAAGAUUCGGAUCAGAAGGCAUACCAGCGAGUACCUGCACUCUUCAUCAGAGCCUGUGCUCGUUACGUUCGCAUCGUAAACGACAAACCAGAGACGUACGUGAACUGCAGGUAUUAAAACUUAGGAAAAACAGUCACGUGCCAAUAAAACGGACGAUCGUAACAAGUGCACUUUAUUCGCGGAAAAAACACAACAAAAAUUUUCGCAAGAAUCGAGCGACGCGACGCGACGAUUCGAUUCAAAGGUACAGGCCAUGAAACAUAUAUUUUCAUAGAGAGUCUAGGUACAUAUGUUCAAUGACCAGCGUGCCUUUGUAGACCGAUCAUAGUCGUAUUUUCUAAUUAACAUUGAAAAUGAAAAAAAUAAUUUUUAUAUUGAUGUUCAAACAUAAUUAUAUCUAUUAGUAUCAUCGAUAUAUCGAAAUUAAUUCCUUUUUGUAAUUUUAUAUAGAAAAUGUUAAUGAGUGGCGUAUCUCUAUUGUUUUUAUGCGCAAACGCCUACUGCGCAGAAACAAUCGAAAAACGCGCCAUUAUUAGUGUAAUUGUUUCCGCGCGCAAAUUGCUUUCGUUGACGCUCCUGUGAAAAAGUGUACGAUCGCGUUAGAAAUCGUUUUAUAGACUGUGUUUUAAUUGUUAAUUAGAAAACGAAUCUCGUUGUUAUUUAAGUAGAGUAGUGAUUAAGUGGUAUCAUAUUGUUUUUGUAUUGUUUUUUGUGACGCGGACGAAUUGCGUGUUGCUUGCCGGUGCGCAUCAUUUUCCAGUUAUGUAAGUUAAAUUAAUAUCGUUUACAUUUAACUGUUAAAUCAUUUAACAAUGUACAUACCAGUGAAAAAUUAAUCAGUAGAUCGAUAAAUGGAUUAGAAUAUUCAUUUUGACCUGUAUGCACAUGUACGUGGAUAAUUAUACACAUGUGUAUACAAGUCAUACCCAUGACUGAUGUAACCAAAUGUAAAAGUUUAGAGAUAGAUAUUUAUGUUUCGUGUUAGUCGAACAAUUUAGAACCUCCUGAGGUUCUGUUUGUUAUUAUAUUCUGGAUGGAACCAUGCACAGAAGUUCAUUGUAUCUCUAUCAAAUGUUGCGAAAAUACAAAGUACUACUUAUUGUGGUGCUCUUACACUUUGGUGGUCCAUCCAAAAAGUUAUGCUACUUACUAUUAUAUUAUGUAGUUAUUGUCUAUUGAAAGAGACAAUGUUUUUGCAAAUUUUACACAAUCGUUGUAUAUAAUGUAUAUUUAAUUUUCUGGUUGCGCAAAAAUAAAUGCAUUUUAAGUUUAAUCUUGAUCCUUUUUAUGAUAUGUACAUAGUUCUUUAUGUUUCUUUGUCGAAGAAACUAAGUUAUAUUUACUGCAAUAUAACUUAGUAGAAUUAUAUGUAAAACGCUAAGUUGCAACAUAUUUUUUCAUAUUUCUUUUCUUAUUUAUUCCUGAAUCCAUGUUUAAUCCUUUUUGUUAUUGUGUACCAAUAUUUAACUGUGCUCUUAUUAUUGUCUUAUUCUUUCAAUUUAAAAUAUUAUGUUUUCUUAGCUUGUAAAUGCUUAUUAGUACAUAUAUUUUAACAGUUUUAUGUUUCUUAAGUGAUUCACUGUGUUAUUUGUCGCGUUAAAACAAUCAUUUCUGUACAAAAAUGACUUUUAUUACAAAAUUCAUCAAUAGGAAAGUACAAUCAACAUUUACAACAGAAUGAACAAA
Megachile rotundata (alfalfa leafcutting bee) is the source of this 4353-nucleotide messenger RNA. RefSeq lists its product as uncharacterized. NCBI's taxonomy places the organism in Eukaryota, Metazoa, Arthropoda, Insecta, Hymenoptera, Megachilidae. The record is from RefSeq and is a predicted model, not a curated record.